Molecule: messenger RNA, 1086 nt
Organism: Penicillium psychrosexuale
Lineage: Eukaryota; Fungi; Ascomycota; Eurotiomycetes; Eurotiales; Aspergillaceae
Product: TauD/TfdA dioxygenase family protein
Exons: 4
Coding region: 1-1086 (361 amino acids)
Cellular component (GO): cytoplasm
Molecular function (GO): 2-oxoglutarate-dependent dioxygenase activity
Source: RefSeq, a predicted model, not a curated record
AUGGCAUCCGCUGUCACCCAAACCGCACCUACAGUGGUUCCCGUCGUGGAGGACAAGAUUACGCUCACGGGUCUCGCACAUGAACCUCUCAAGUCCAGUGGAACUCUCGAUGCUUUCGAAUACUUUGAUGUCACUCCAGUCAUUGGACGCGAAUUUCCCAAUGCCAACUUGAAGGACUUCCUGCGCGCCCCCAAUUCCGAUGAUCUGCUUAGGGAUCUUGCCCUAACCAUCUCGCAACGAGGAGUGGUAUUCUUCCGGAAGCAGGAUGGUCUAGACAAUGACCUGCAAAAGGAGCUUGUCCAACGACUUGGUGAACUCUCAGGCAAGCCAAGCACAUCUGGACUGCAUAUCCACCCAGUAGCAAACUCGGGUCGGGAACACAGCGUCAAGGACGAUGAGAUUAGUGUGAUCAGCUCCGCAAGCCGGGAAAAGCUGUACGAAACCAGAAACCGGAAACAGACUGCGCGCAGAGAGUGGCACAGUGAUAUCACCUUUGAGCCCAUUCCUAGUGAUUAUACUCUCUUGCGUCUUACAGAGCUUCCGAAAACCGGUGGUGACACAUUGUGGGCCUCAGGAUACGAGGUUUACGAUCGCAUCUCCGAACCAUACCAGAAAUUCCUGGAGAGCUUGACCGCAACCUAUGCGCAACCCGGCUUCAACGAAGUUGCCAAGCGCAACAAUUUCACAAUCCACCUUGGUCCUCGUGGUGCACCGGAGAAUGUCGGAGAGGAUCUCAUUGCUGAGCACCCUGUCAUCCGUACCAACCCUGUCACUGGUUGGAAGAGUGUCUUUGCGGUCGGCGUACACGUGCAGAAGGUCAAUGGUGUCUCCGAAGAGGAGAGUCGUCAUCUUCUCGACUGGUUCGUAUCUCUCAUUGUUGAGAACCACGACCUGCAGGUGCGCAAUCGCUGGCAGAACCCUAACGAUCUCGCUAUCUGGGAUAACCGAUCGGUAUACCACGCAGCGACUUGGGAUUAUGACGGUCUCGGUCCACGCACUGGACAUCGUGCUGUCGGCCUCGGAGAGAGACCAUAUCUGGAUCCCAAGAGCACUGGAAGACGGGAGGCACUUGCCAAGAGCGAAUAG